AUGUCGGCCUCAGGACCACGGGGAGAGUUCGCGGACGAGCACGAGGACAGCGACCAGUCGAACGAUCAAGGCGCGGGCCCGCCGCACAGCGCGCCCCCGGCGGCCGCCCCAGCGGCAGCUGCAGCCCGCCGGGCGAGCGCGCCACAAGGUCUCACCCGGAGAAGCUCCACGGCCAGGAGGAUCUCCGCCUUGCGGCGGCGGAGCAGCUUGAUCGCCAAGCUCGCGGCACCCUCGCGUUCCACUGCCGCGCCCAGCGCGGGCGCCCACGCCAGCCGGCGAAGCGCGGGCGCCGUGGCAGCGCCCAGAGGCGCCGGGGAGCGCCCCUCGGCGCGCGCUGGCGGCGGCUCCGCGGAGCCCCCGCCGCCGCUGGGCGAGCUGGUCGAGCCGGCGAGCUUCCAGGAGUUCAUCAGCGCCCUCAUCGUGAUGAGCAUGCACGCUAAUCCGAACCCCUUCGUGCCCUAUGUGAAGCGAGUGGACGACUUCAUACAGAACCGGCUCCUGAGGCCGUUGAGAGCCCGGUGGGCGACGGCCGAGCGGUCUGAUCACCGCUCCUCGGAGGCCAGCGCGGCGGCGCCCGCCGACCCCUCGGCGAAGUUGCUCGGGGACUUCCUGGACCAGGACCGCCCGGGCCAGUGA
Molecule: messenger RNA, 636 nt
Organism: Prorocentrum cordatum
Lineage: Eukaryota; Dinophyceae; Prorocentrales; Prorocentraceae
Source: the annotation of a GenBank genome assembly